AUGUACAUCAUUGCCUGUCUAAGGAAAGGGAUUGUGGUCUCCAUAACAACAUCCUGUUCUCUUGCAGACAUUGUCAGGCAGCUUGUGGCUGUAUCCCCAAAGAUGACGCAAUAUGACGUAAGGCACAAUUGAACAGAUAACUAUUAAAAAGAAGUAUUUUGAUCAUUUUAAGACGCCUCAUAACUUUUCGAAUUUAUCCGUUUAUAUAUACCAUUUGGCCGACAAUUAAAGGAAAGUGUUCCACUUGUCCUAAAUGCUUAGUUACUUUAAACCAAUCCAUUGGUAAUUUAUCAUUUUGUUUACAGUCAAAAGAAAGUGUCAUCUUUGUCUUUAAUAAACCUCUUCUUGCCGAUGGGGGACCUUACGAGGCCGAGUUCAAAGGUCAACACCACUGCCUCAGAGUACCUGCAGUGUUACUGAACAGCUGUACACUUCAGGCGCAAGCACCAGGUAAAGUUCCUUGCUGAUGUCCGUAGAGAUGAUAUGAUAAGAUAAAACUUUUGUUACUUUCGCGACCAAGCCCAGGGUAUUGCAAGUAAACUAAGCGAUAAUUAUGGAAAAUUUUAAUCAAGAAGUCGAUUCACUCAGAAAAACAUGGAGGGAAAUAGAAGAACAGAGAAGAGGAAACCCUGAUUUACUGGGGGGAGAUAUUGGUGCAGACAAAUGUUCAUCGCAACAUUACUUUAAAUGUCUCAUUGGGUUCUAUCUAAUCAAGCUAAAGAUAUCAAACCAAAGUUAUUAGAACCAAAGUCGAUCCAGUACCACUUUCAACACUCAACUAAAAAUUUUUUGCUUAAGUCUACGGCCAUUUUCUCUCAAAACAUCAACAAGUUAUUGUUAUUUUUCAAUUCUGUUGCAGUCUAUUAUCCCCCAGAAACCACGACUGUUAGCAUUUACGACAAACUAAAACAGCAUGAACCCUCUAUCGCUCGAUGCUCUUUUGAGUUUUUCGCUCGAGGUCAACUCCUUCAGGAAUUAUUAGAAAAAGCAAGUGAUCCAGAUAUGCUACUUUGUGAUUCUCUUGGAGUUUCUUCAACUGAUCUCAAAACGUUUGACGACGUUAUUGCCGGAAAACUGAAGGAGAAAGCUCCUGAAGGAUUCAAACUGCUCAAGAUGGCGCAAGAAAGAGGUUGGUUUGGUUUUUAUAAUUGUAACAAGCUGGUUUGUCGAAGCAUAUUAAUCAGAUAUGUGAUGAAAUAAUUUUCUAGCAACGUGUAAACUUUUCCUCUGUCAUCGUCGCUUGUUUCCUUCGCAAAGUUCCCUAGAGAUUUUAAGACCCUAUUCAUUUUUUCUUAUCUCUCCUCAGGUCCUCCUGUGUCAAAUACUAGGUUCCCAACUCUACUUCACCUUGGUGCGACUUACGGACUAACAUUAACUGUAGCAGCGUGCCUGCACUACUGCCCAGCGGCACACCAGGCAUGCUUGCUCAAGAAUGUAGACGGCAACACACCCAUUGAAAUAUCUCGAAAACUUGGAAGCCACGAAAUAACGAAGUGUCUUCAAGAUUUCCAGGUAACCAGUAAAAUUUUGGACAAAGAGUUGAUAAUGAAUGAUCUAAUGGUUAUAACAUGCAUACUUCGAUCAUCUAUAACUGGACAACGUUCUGCUUGCAAAUGGUUAGACGUAUUUCUGAACAUUUUUCCUUUCUUUGGAAGGAGGAUUAUCAAUUUUACCCUUUCUUUCAUAAGAAAAGAAUUUCUUCUGUUCCCUUCAAUAAGGACAGCAAAACUUUUUGCAACAGUACCGGGGAUACCUGUUCAUGUGACAACGAGUGCACAGCACGAAAAAUUUAACUUAACGUAUACAGGGCAAAAAUGCGGGUAAAAAAAUUGAAACCACAAAUUUUUAUUUUUGAUCUUGAUUAUGAGAUGUAAAUAAAAUUGGCAGCCAAGUAAGACCUUCAAGGAGAAACAAUUUUUUAAGUUCCUCGUUUGUAAUCCAACUCCAUUCUAGAUAAUCUGUGUUUCCUCUUGGUUUUGUAAUUACCUCUUUAGCGAUAUCAUAUUUCAGGCUAACUGUGCCUAUAUUCUACCAGAAGAUUUCGUCAAUUUACAUCGUAAGAGUUAGCAUGGGAGAGGGUUCUCUUGAGUGACCACAGAAUCUGUCAGUUCUGUUUGUUUUGUUUCGUUUCCUUUCAGUCAAACAAAUGUUUCCUCAAAAAUAACAAUCAGCUCGGAAAAGAGGGAGUUUUUAAUGAUAAUGACGAAAAUGAAGACAUUUACAUGGAGAUGCGUCCAAGCAUGGCUCUAGAUAAAAUUGAUAGAGAGCAUGACUAUGUAAGGAUGCCAGAAAUUGGAACCAACACAAACCGUGAGUAAACAUUAGGAUAAAAGAUGACCAACUUUCAAUCGAGUAUCUAAUAAGACGAGGCGGAAAAGAAGAAGGUUUUUAAUUCUUGUGACUUGCGAGAGACAUAGAAAAAUUAUGAGUCCUCAUAGGUUAUCGAACCUCAGACCUUCGGAUUCCGCGCUCUAAUGCUCUGCCACUGAGCCCCAGAGGCUCUAUGAUAAGUUGGGUCAACUUGAGUAUGUUCAUAUCUUGGUUUUAAAUUUCCUUUAUUUUGCGUUAAUUCGUUCUGUGUUUGGUAAAAAAAUAAAAACUGGCAUAAACCACUAAGUGUAAUAGUAUAGUUUGAUCGUCCGGUUGAGUGUAGUGCUGAGAAACUCUGUUAUCGGUGGUGGUGACUGACGUUUCGACAACCUGAGCGGAAGUCGUCAUCAGACUCGAGUGACACUUGACUUUGAUGAUGACUUCCGCUCAACAGGUUGUCGAAACGUCAGUCACCACCACCGACAACAGUCCUUCUCAGGAAUACCCUCACCUAGACGAUCAAAAUACACUUUUACAUGUUACCUACGGGUUCAAACCAUUGACUGUAUAAACCACUAAGAUGCAAAACUAAAACAAAUCGUGGCAUCCUCACACGCCUUCCCUACGCUCCACUGAGAAAGUCGCCAUGUUUUUCCUUGGUCGUUAUGAUCACUUCAGUUUUCGUGGUAGGUUAGUCAAUAUGACGUCAUAGUUGACGUCUAGAUGAUGCCAUUGAUGCCUUUUGACGACGUCAUAAUGAUUAUACGAUGUUACGAGUUUAAUUUUCCUUCUUUCUGAAUGCAUGUUUCAAACAGCGAUUUUGAUGACUCCCGAACUUCAAAGUGCAGUUUCGUUAGCAGAGAACGCAAUUAGACUUGGCUGGCUGAAAGGUGAUUUCGAUGAAGCAACGUUCAACGCGUUCAGACAGAUUAUUGAAAGAGGUACCGAGGAGGUAAUUAAUACAAAAUUUGUCCUUACUUCCAGCUGUGCCUCUGAAUGGAAUUGUCCUUUAGCAAUACCUUAAGAGGACUUUCGAUAACUAUUCCUGUCUGAAUUAGUCUUUUUAAAUCACCAGAUUCCAAAGGAUUCGAAAGAACUGCGGAAAGAUAUUGAAGGAAUAAAAUGUUCAACGUGUCAAUGUUUUGCAAUUCAUGCUAUUGUGAAAAGACGCCUUAACUCUUUUUCUUCUUUAUAGCAAGUUGACGAUCCGACCUACUCACUACCACGUGACCUAGGCCCGGUCUUACCGCCAAGAUCCAACCGCCUCAGCAAUAAGCGACAUUCUAUACAUGAUAUACCAAAUUCUGCCCCACCGCUACCACCAAGAUCUCCUGGCUCAGUUAAAUCACCACAAUUCCUCUUGGGUAUGUAAUUAACUGUUUAAAAUAAUUUAUGUGUUGUUCGGUGGCUGCGUCACCAUCUGCCAUCUGCAUAAAUGUUUUCGAAAUCGGACGGUCUAGUCAACUUUAUCGAUGGAAAAAAAUUACUGAUAAAAAGAUUGUUUAAUAACAGAUGAUAAGCAUCAAAAACGGAUGCAAGUGUGCAAAGCAGACGGUUUCGUCGAAAAACAGAAACUAGGCGAGUGUCCAAAGUCAGACCGUAUCGUUCCAAAAACGAACAAAGGUGUCCAAAAUCAGACGGUACCGCCCGAAAAUGGACUUCAGUGUAUCGUCCAAAAAAAGUACGGUCACGUCAAAAAACGAACAAAGGUGUCCAAAAUCAGACGGUACCGUCCGAAAACGGACUCAAGUGUAUUAAAUCAGGCAAUACCGUACAAAAUCGGACACUAAAGUCCAAAAUCAGCGAAUACCGACUGCAAACAAACACAAGGGUCCAAUACCGAUAGAAACCGUCCGAAAAGGAACGCAAGCUUUUGAAAUCACACAGUAACGUCUAAAAAAGAACACGAAUGGCCGAAAUGGGACGGCACCGUUCGAGAACAGAUGCAAGGGUUAGAAAUUGGAUAGUACUGUACGAAAACAACUAUUUCUUUCCCACUAACAUUGCAGGUCACCAAACUGAAAGACGUGGAUCCGAUCCAAGCGUAAGUUCUCUCAAAAUGUUUUGUCUCGAUUAGCUUAUGUAUGAAAACUUACAAACUCUCAUUACGUUCAAAUUUAGCGAACGUUUAAAACUUCGGCUACUAGUGCUUCAACAGUUAAACUAACUUUGCAUUACGUCGGUACUGUUGUUAAAAUUAUUUAUUGUCGUAUGUAACUAUGGUAAAGCUACAAUCACUAGCUGUACUUAGGAAGGUUUCAUCUUCGUUUUCUUUUUUUUCAAGAUUUUUCACAGAAUGCAGCCCAAUUUCGCGGAGUAAGUAUAUGAUUGUGAUAUUUCAAAAUAUCUUCCUGUUUUAAAGCUGCUAAAGGGAUGAAACAUAGGGUGCGAAUUGUAAGGUUCAGAUAACCAUGCAAUUAUAUCUGCCUUAUUUAUUCAGCAAACUGACAAUUUGUGAAGAAAAUGGCACAAUACAUCAACCAAGGAAUGAUUCACCUCCGAAGCUACCAGCUAAGACAAGGAGUCCUCUUUCUGCCAUCCAAGGUAAAUUUCUGAACACGUGGUUAACUAGAGCCUAUAUGAUUGCUGUAGAAUGAAGAGUUACAAUGAUUCCUUCUCACUUCCAAGUGGAUGUUAGUUCAUUGCAAGUUGCCCUUCUUCUUUGUCAUCUACAAGUAAACAGUUGUCACCUGGACUUCCGGGUGUUGAGGCAUUCUGACGAAAGUGUACUGCCUAAAGAUUUAAAACAUUGAUCCAGCAUGGGCCCUGACUACUAAAAAAAUUAAAAAUAACAAGUGACUAGUUUGUAAAUCUGACAGAUCUCUGAUGUGCUUUUGUAUUUUUUUUACCUGACCAUGAAAAGCGUUCAAUAACAUUCCAACUAAAAAGUUCGCACGAAUUUAUUCCGUCACAAAGUGAGAAAGCAAAAACAAAAGAUUUUGCACACACAUGAAUUGAAGAACCAUUUUUCCUAGUUUUCCAGACGAGUCAUUACUACUGAUUAUGCAUAAACCCAUCCACGUGUGAAUUAAAUCUCAGUGCUUAUCGCAUACAGGGGCACAGCACCAUCUCCCUGGUGGAUUCCUUAGUCCAAAGUCUUCUUCCAAUGAUGCCACUUCGAUGGGUCUUUCGCCCAGGCUUCCACCGCGCAAUCCGAAACUAAGAUCCAAGACACGUUCUGCCAGUUGUGAAGCCGACUUAACAGUGCAGAAUCUAGCAAGGAAUCGU
Pocillopora meandrina is the source of this 5538-nucleotide messenger RNA. NCBI's taxonomy places the organism in Eukaryota, Metazoa, Cnidaria, Anthozoa, Scleractinia, Pocilloporidae. The record is from the annotation of a GenBank genome assembly.